Ictidomys tridecemlineatus (thirteen-lined ground squirrel) is the source of this 632-nucleotide messenger RNA. RefSeq lists its product as uncharacterized. The record is from RefSeq and is a predicted model, not a curated record. Lineage: Eukaryota; Metazoa; Chordata; Mammalia; Rodentia; Sciuridae.
AUGUUUUGGGACAAAGUGCUGUCAGAACUCUGCAGACACAGUUCUCUGAAACCUCAGGAGUGGUUCCUCCGUGCCCUCAAGCUCUCCACAGUGGAUAUUGGAGAGAUAAGCUCCCCAGCACACGUUGAACGCACUAACAAGUAUAAAAUGAGUGAGCAAAUGAGAUCAAGAUCUACAUCCAUCGGAAGAAGAGAUGAAGAAUCUUUUCAGCUGAUUGAGCCUUUUGUUGAUGAGUGGUGUAGUGAUGAUUCAGCUCUACAAGAGAUAUCACUAAGUGAAACUUGGGAUAUUUUAUCUGGUCAGGAGAUAGAAGAUGAAGAAGAACCCGAGGAUCAAGGGAUUGACCUGGAAGCUGAUCUCCAGGAACAGACUCAACCCAAAACUGGAGGUAUACAAGAAGAUGGUCUUGCUGUCCAGGCGAAGUUUAUGUCCAGUCUAGAGUACAGUCAACUGCCUGAAGCAGAUCAAGCAUGGCAAGAAGGUUACACAAAGACAAGCUAAAACUACGAAGCCUGCACUUAUAUCAGAUUUCAAGUUCAAAUUCUCUCAAUAAAGUUUUACAAUUUGCUCCAAAGAAGUCAUGAAUGUGAUUUGUUAAACUUCUACUGGAAAUAAAAUACUAUUGAAAGCUA